AUGAAUAAUCCUAAAAUUGUGGUACUUGGAUCUUGCUCUAUCGACUUUACAACAUAUGCACCUAGGCUACCCAACCCUGGGGAAACACUCCAUGGAACAAAAUUUAAUACUAGUUUUGGAGGGAAAGGAGCCAACCAAUGUGUGGCAGCCGCCAAACUGGGUGGAAACACCUUCUUGAUUUGUAGAGUAGGAGACGACCAGUGGGGUCAAAAAUAUAUAGAGAACUUGAAAACUGCUGGUGUUAAUGUAUCACAUGUAUAUAAGACACAAAAUGUGACAACUGGUAUUGCUCAAAUCACAGUAGCUGAAAAUGGGGAGAAUCAAAUAGUAAUAGUUCUUGGUGCUAAUGGGCAUCUUAGUAAAGCUGAUGUGAAGGCCACAGAGGCCUUGAUAUCCUCCGCAGACGUACUUAUAGGUCAAUUGGAGACUCCCUUUGAAACAACUUUAGAAGCAUUUAAGAUAAACAAAGGACUCAAACUUUUGAAUGCAGCUCCAGGAAGAAGUGAUAUUAAAGAAAUUUUGCCUUAUUGUUCCAUACUAUGUGUAAAUGAGUCUGAAGCUUCAAUUUUAGCAAAACAUAACGUAGAUAGUGUUAUGACUGCAGCUGAAGCCUUGAAAAUAUUACUCAAUUUAGGAUGUGAAACAGUAGUAAUAACUCUUGGUGAGAAGGGAGCUGUGUAUGCAACAAAGAAUGAGACACCAAUACAUGUGUUUUGUGAAACAGUAGUACCUGUAGAUACUACAGGGGCAGGCGAUGCUUUUGUGGGUGCACUUGCAACAUUUUUAAUUUCAAAUAAGGAACGUCCAUUGCAUCAGAUCAUUGGCGCGGCUUGUGAAGUAGCCACUUUGUCUGUCACUAAAGAAGGCACACAGACUAGUUACCCAACUAAUUAUAUUCCUUUCAGAAAGGAAUACCAUUAUGAAAUGCUUUAA
Molecule: messenger RNA, 933 nt
Organism: Diatraea saccharalis (sugarcane borer)
Lineage: Eukaryota; Metazoa; Arthropoda; Insecta; Lepidoptera; Crambidae
Source: the annotation of a GenBank genome assembly